AUGACAUCAAGGCUGAUGGGGACACAGCACAUCCAAUCUUGUCUAUUGCUGUGGACCAGAAGAGUUUUACACAUAAGUCACAGCCCCAGAACGUGACUCAAAAUGAAGGGCGCUUUGAUUCAUCUGUGUCUGUGCUGGGCACAGAAGGUUUCUCCUCUGGGAAACAUUACUGGGAGGUGGAAGUUGAAAAAAGCAAUGACUGGGACCUGGGAGUAGCAAGAAAAUCUGCUCCGAGAAAAGGAAUAGUGUCUCUGUCACCUAAAGAAGGAUUCUGGGCUCUGGGCUUCAGUUGUAAAAGUUACUGGGCAAGAACUGAUCCAUGGACACGGUUAGUGGUGCAGAAAAAUCCCAAGAAAGUUGGAGUUUACCUUGACUGUGAAGAGAAAACUUUGACUUUUUUCAAUGUGACUGACAUGUCUGUGAUGUUCACUUUUAAAGACUGUGAAUUCUCAGAAGAAUUGUAUCCCUUCUUUAAAAACUCACACAAAGAAUCAACCAUGAGAAUUUGUUCAGUUAAAGAAGAAUAA
Molecule: messenger RNA, 527 nt
Organism: Mesitornis unicolor (brown roatelo)
Lineage: Eukaryota; Metazoa; Chordata; Aves; Mesitornithiformes; Mesitornithidae
Product: butyrophilin subfamily 3 member A1-like
Exons: 1
Molecular function (GO): protein binding
Source: RefSeq, a predicted model, not a curated record